Messenger RNA from Glarea lozoyensis ATCC 20868, 480 nucleotides. RefSeq lists its product as uncharacterized. The coding region runs from base 1 to 480 and encodes 159 amino acids. The record is from RefSeq and is a predicted model, not a curated record. Gene Ontology annotation, cellular component: trans-Golgi network. The transcript is spliced from 2 exons. NCBI's taxonomy places the organism in Eukaryota, Fungi, Ascomycota, Leotiomycetes, Helotiales, Helotiaceae.
AUGUCUUCAAUAACAUCACCACAUCCCCAAGCCUUACCAGCGUCCCUGCGCUCCAGCGGUAGCUCAUCCUCCUCCUCCUCAGUUCACGAGGCAGACACCGUCACACCACAACAAAACCUCAAGAGGCCUCGUCUGUUAUCGCGGAAAUCAAGUGGGACCAUCAUAGUACCACGUGAGGCACGUACGGAAAUGAACGAUGAAGAUGAGGACUUUGAUGAGGAUGAUGCCAGAGCCAUGAGCCCAAGAAGGAGUUCGCAGGAUUUAGAGAAGAUGGGACAGGAAGCGAGAGCGCAUUUAGAUGCACAUGCCAAAACCCUUCAAAAGUCCCUUUUAGAGAUCUUUAAUCGGAUCGAAGCCGUCAAGGAGGAACACGACAAGCUAGACAACAACAACAAAUUCUUACAAAAAUAUAUCGGUGAUCUGAUGUCGACGUCGAAGAUCACUUCAACGGGUGGCAGCGGUGGAGGAAGGAAGAGAUAA